UGCGCGCCUCGCCGGCGGGGAAGGGGAACCAGGGAUCCCGAACCUCCGAGACCCUGAGCUGCCGAGCGCCGCGGGCCAGGGCCCUGAGGAGGCCCCAGGAGAGGCAUCUUCCCGGCGCGAGUCGCCGGGCGCGGAGGGGCGCCUCGGCCGCCCCAUCUGGGAAAGAGGACUAGGAGGAAGCGGCGCUGCCUGCCGGGCUAGAGGAAGCGCCUUCACCCUGGCCCCCGACGGCGCUCGUUUAACCACAUCCGCGCCUCCACUGGAAACGCUAACAGGCGCCUGUCACCGGUUCCCUCCAUUUUGAAAGGGAAAAAAGGCUCUCCCCCUUCCCCUACUCUUAGGAGCUGGAGCCGGAGGAUCCGCGCUCAUGGCGUUCAGCCCUUGGCAGAUCCUGUCCCCCGUGCAGUGGGCGAAAUGGACGUGGUCCGCGGUGCGCGGCGGGGGCGCCGGAGAGGACGAGGCCGGAGGGCCCGAGGGCGACCCCGAGGAGGAGGACUCGCAAGCCGAGACCAAAUCCUUGAGUUUCAGCUCGGAUUCUGAAGGUAAUUUUGAGACCCCUGAAGUUGAAACGCCCAUCAGAUCACCUCUCAAGGAAUCCUGUGAUUCAUCACUAGGAUUAGCAGGACCUGGGGCCAAAACCCAAGACUCACAAGAAGCUGAUGAACAGCUGAUAGCAGAAGUGGUUGAAAAAUGUUCACCUGAGACUUGUUCUAGACCCUCAGAAAAUGAAGUAUCACAGCAAGCUAUCGAUUCUUACUCAGUCAAGGAUUUCAAAGAAGAACCUGAACAUGAUAUUAGCAAAAUUUCAGUAGUGAGGCCAUUUUCCAUAGAAAUCAAGAACUCCACGGAAGCCCCGGCAGCUCUCGGAACGGAAGCGGUGUAUGGCUGUGUGACAGCUAUCCCGGGCCAGGCCCUGCCCUCCGGCCCUCCAGAAGCCAUUCAGGACGAGGCGAUGACAGAAAGCACCAUGGGGGUUACGACGGAGGCUUCCACCGAAGCCGAUCUGAAGAGCGGGAGGUCCUGUCUGGAGCCAGUGCCCAGCAGAAGCAAGCUAAGAAAGCCCAAGCCCAUCUCUUUGAGGAAGAAAACAGCCGGCGAGUUCUCAGAAAAUGAAACUUCUGUGGGGGGCAUGCCUCUCCCCCAGACGUCCUAUGCUGAUGAAAUGAAUGGGAACACAAAUCCUUUGCUAGAAGAUGCCAGGAUCCCAAAAUCUGCCCCUGACGUUCAGGAAACAUCAAGCAGCACUCCCAGUAGCGACACCAAUGAUUCGGGGGUUGAGCUGCUGGAGGAGUCGAGGAGCUCACCUCUGAAGCUCGAGUUUGAUUUCACAGAAGAUGUGGAAAAUGUAGAGUCCAGGAGAGGCCUCCCAAGAAAACUUGGCAGGAAACUGGGUAACAAACUGACUCCCAAGGUACAGAAAGAUGGCGUCAGUAAGCCAGUAGGCGCCAAAAGUGCAGAACCGCCUCCGGAGCCGGCUGCAGGCGACACUCCUGUCUCCCGGGCGUCUUCUAAGCUUGAUCCUAGUCAGUGGGAUUGCCCCGGCACCAGCCCCUCUGGGGGCCAGUCCGCACUGCAGAGCUCCCCUCCCCUCUCCUCCAAGGGCUCCUACCACUUGGAUGAAUCCUUGGAUCCCUUUAAACCAACUACAGCUUUAACAAACAGUGACUUUUGUUCUCCUGCUGGUAAUCAUGUUAAUGAAAUCUUAGACUCACCCAAGAAGGCAAAGUCGCGUUUAAUAACGACUACUGAACAAGUGAAAUUUCUCUGUUUUCUGUUGAGUGGCUGUAAGGUGAAGAAAUAUGAAACACAGUCUCUUGCUUUGGAUGGAUGUUCGCAGGAUGAAGGAGCAGUGAUCUCCCAGAUUUCAGACAUUUCUAAUAGGGAUGGCCAUGCUACCGAUGAGGAGAAACUAGCAUCCACUUCAUCUGGUCAGAAAUCAGCCGGGGCCGAGGUGAAAGGCAUAGAAAAAGAAGCGUGCCAGAAGAUGGAUAAGGAUGGAUCCGCUGUGCCCGGACUGUUGGAGGCCCCUGCGGAGAAGGCCCCCGUGUCUGUGGCCUGUGGCGGUGAGAGCCCCCUGGAUGGCAUCUGCCUCAGUGAAUCAGAUAAGACCGCUGUGCUCACCCUGAUAAGAGAAGAGAUAAUCACUAAAGAGAUUGAAGCAAAUGAAUGGAAGAAAAAAUAUGAAGAAACCCGACAAGAAGUCUUGGAGAUGAGGAAAAUCGUGGCUGAAUAUGAAAAGACCAUUGCCCAAAUGAUUGAAGAUGAACAAAGGACAAGCAUGACCUCUCAGAAAAGCUUCCAGCAACUGACCAUGGAGAAGGAGCAGGCCCUGGCUGACCUUAAUUCUGUGGAAAGGUCCCUUUCCGAUCUCUUCAGGAGAUACGAAAACCUGAAAGGUGUCCUGGAAGGGUUCAAGAAGAAUGAAGAAGCCUUGAAAAAAUGUGCUCAGGAUUACUUAGCCAGAGUUAAACAAGAGGAACAGCGCUAUCAGGCUCUGAAAAUCCACGCAGAAGAAAAACUAGACAAAGCCAAUGAAGAGAUUGCUCAGGUUCGAACAAAAGCAAAGGCUGAGAGUGCAGCUCUCCACGCAGGACUCCGGAAGGAGCAGAUGAAGGUGGAGUCCCUGGAAAGGGCCCUUCAGCAGAAGAACCAAGAAAUUGAAGAACUGACGAAAAUCUGUGAUGAGCUGAUUGCCAAGCUGGGAAAGACUGACUGAGUUUCCCCAGUAGCUCAGCAGAUCUGCAUUUGGCUGCUUCUCUCGUGACCACAGUUAUCUUGCCUUAUCUAGGAAUUAUUGCCCCUUUGCAGAGGAAAAAACUCUGAAAAAGCACAUGCCUACUGCUCCCUGGCCCGCUUAGCUGCUGACAUAGCAGCCCUGGAGGAAGCCCUAGAGCAUCUCACAGUCACAGACAGAGAGGCAUCUGCCAGUCCCGAGUCUUGCCCAACUCGCCAUCGAUAGGCUCAAUUAGGCUGCCAGGUCUGGUUUGUGAGUUCUCCAUCUUUAAUUCAUUUUAAAGCCAUCUUUACUUUUCCAAGUGCAUUACAUUUGUGGUUCUGUGGCAACUGUUUGGGAUCAUCUCCUGUUCACCACCUGUUCAGUUAUAUUUUGUGACCUAUUUAUUUCAUCUUUUAAAUUUAAUUUCCAGUAUUAGUAGUUUUAUUUGAGUAGGAAUUUGGGUUUUGUUACUUCCAAUUUAUGAACAAGAAGGGACUCUGAGUACCCACAUGCACGCACACACUCACGCAUAUUUAGAUAUGCUGCUGCUUUUUCCCUGAAGCGUUGUCGAAUAGGAACUGCUCUGCAGAAGAGCCUGUUUCCAUAAAUGUAAAAGCCUGUUUUGAAAGAGUCUUGGCUCCGAAUGCCUGUGUCAGAACUUUAGGAGAUUGAAGAUGUGAAAACCCCAGACUCCUGUCUGUCAUGACUCAUAGCCCCAGGCUUAGGUUUCACAUCUAGGGAAGACUGUGCCAUAAUGUUUCACUGCCCUGGUAUUUGGACCCUGCUCAGCCUCGAUGCGUAUGAGUGCGGCCCCUUUGGGGUGAGUCCUCAGACUGGAAGCGUCUGCUUGCGCCAGAGCCAGGGCUUGGCAACACUGUCCCAGGGCCAUUGCGUCUCCACCGCUUCAUUUUUGCUACAAAAGCAGUAUUUCCUCUUUAUUAUUUGAAAUAUGCCAAGAAAAUCUACUAGUAAGAGGUUCAGAUGAUCUUCUAUGAUUAAAAGGUAACUGUAACUGCAUCGGCAAGUAUAAGGUGGAGAAACAGUUGGUUUUUCAAAAGUGGGAAUCCUUAUUCUUCAGACUUCUUCUUUAAGGCAAAAAAAAAAAAAUCCUUUCAAACUUAAGACAGAAUUUUUAACUAAACGGGCAGUAAAAAUCUUGUGAAAAUCCAUGCAUUUUGAAUAUUUGUAAGCAAAGGCCAUGGGACUAGUGGAGGAGGGGGCUCGGGCCCUCCCAGGACCCGGCCGAGUAGUGGGGCCGGUCCCCCCCAGGGGAAAACUUCCAUGCAGCCAGCGAACCCCCUAGCAUUUGAUAGGCAAAACCAAAUCCCUGCUAGUGUUGUUAAGCACUCUUGUCUUAAUCUUAACACCCUGAAGGUCUUCAUGGUGAUAUGCACUAUAUUCAGUAUGUGUAAGUUUUCGUACUUUUCCUGUAAAAGUAUUGCAUGAUCCAACUUCAGCAAUGAAUUGUGCCUAGUGGAGAACCUCUAUAGAUCUUUCAACAUGAAUUUUUGUUUAGGAGUCUACUCUUCACAUGGGUGCAAUCUUUAGCCCCAGGGAGGUCAAUAAUGUCUUUUAAAGCCAGAAGUCACGUUUUACCAGUAUGCACUUACCAUAAUUGGUGCUUAGGCUGUAUUUUAAAGCCUAUUGUCUUACCAUUUUUUACAAAAAAAAAAAAAAACAGCAGAAAUGAUCUGUGGUUGGAGGAGUGACUCGACAAUCAUUUGGACUUUACAGACAGUCACUGUGGGUUAAUGCGAGUGCUUGACUGUGGUCUCGGCAGCAGUGAGUGCAGAUGUCUCCGGUGGUGUAACUGAUUUCUUCGUUUAGUCCUCUUCUACUAGGAAAAUUAACCUUGCAUUUUGCAGAAAGAAGCAUUACUAAAGAAGCAUUGCUAAACCCUUUUGCUGCUGUAUUUGGGUGACAUGUCCAUGUUUACUUGUUUUCUACUGAUCUGUGUUAAGCAUGGAAGGCUUAUAGUGGUCUCCAUUAUUACUCCUAGUUUUCUUUUCAGGCUUUGUCUAUAUAUUUUUUUAAAAAAGGGACCUAUGUGUCAAAACAGGUGAAGACAAUCCUUCCCUAGCACACUGGUAAAAGAAACCCCUAAAACACUAGCUCCUAGAAUGAAGUUGCUGCACAAGGAAUACAAGAGAGGGCCCUUGUUAAGGUUUCUUUACCCCAGGCCUCUCAGCUAUGGCCAUUGCAAGGGUAUGUUCUUCCUUCUAAUUUAACAGGGGAAUCUUCUCCAACAAGAAUGAACAUGUAGCUUGUGUAGCUGGCAAAUCAAGAGAAUAUACUGGGCAGAAUAAAGUUUGUUUGUUUUUCUUUAAAAAUAAGCCAACCCUCCCCUCCCCAUACUUUUAAAAUUCUGGAGAGUAAGACUACAGCCUAGAAUUGGCGCCCAGAGCACGUGUGUGUUAGGCAAUAAUACACCCUGUUACAAACAUGAAAACAGAUGAAUGGGAGUUGCUGGCCUAGAUUGUGGUUUGGAAGUAUUAGGUGAUCUUGCUGAGACUUGGGAUCCAGAGCCAUUUCUUAAGUUUCCACUUUGCCAGAGUGUAGAUAGGCACUCUUUCUCUUAAAGCGUUUUAAUUGGAGACUGAACAGUUUGUCACUUGGUUGGCUGGUCAGUUACAGUCAGACCUCCUGAUAUUGACUAUAUUAGGAAAAGCUCCUGAAGGCCUGCCCAAACCUUUUGUUCUGGAAGACUGUUCUGGAAAAAUUGAGAAGCCCAGUGUUCUCAUGUGGUUUCUAGCUGCGUCAGACCCAGCCCAAGUUAGGAAGUGCAGAAACACAGGAUGGUACAGAACUCUGAGGGUCUGACUGCCUUCCGGGAUGAUAGGGAACCUAAGGGAAGAUUUAUGUUUGGUUUUGGGGGCUUGCUCAAGUUGGCUUUUCUUCCCAGCCAGUUACCCUUUGCACCUGUCCCACGCUUUGUGCAACUCCCGCACGGGUACUCAGCACCCAGAUCUUCACUGGGCAGCCCUGAGUCCACGCCGUUUGGGGACAGGAUGGGUAAGCUGCCCCGGACAGUCUGCGCUGUCUGAAAGCACCCCGAGGGAAGCGCCCACUCUUACCUUGAGGGCUUGCUGGUGGUUCCGAAGCUCAAAAUGGAAUUUUUAAAGAGCAAGCAUUGGUAGUCUCAUGUACACUAGUUAGAAAUGACUCAGCACAUCCUUUUCUAGUGGCGUGAAAUUCUAAAGCUCCCUCUUUAUGUCCUUCUGGUUUUUCACUACAUUUAGUAGCUGUCUCAUUGAACUGCACACGCACGCCUGUCGUCUUUGCGCAGUGGCCGUGCGGGUUUGCUCCGGACGUGGGCGUCUUACUUUACCCUCUUGUUGGAAAGAGAAACUAGGUGUUGAAAGACUAAACGAUUCAGGCAAAGGAUUUUAAAAUAAAGAUGUAUAUAUUAUGAAGAAUUUUAAAGAUAACAGAUUAUUAUUUGCUUAUUAAAGAACAAAUAUAGUCUGGGAAUCCCAGAAUGUCAGGCCAAAGGUCUAAGAAGUCAUCUUCCUCAAAGAUUUUAAUAGAAAUAUUUUAAGGAGACUUCUGUCCAAAAAGGUUUGACUGGCCUCCAGAUCCCUGUGAUUUUUAAAAAGCAACUUACCACUCAAACCUUGAGUCUCCCAUAUAGCAAAGGUAAAAAAGCUGGACACUUCUCUCUUAGGACCUCCUCUGGAAGAUAGUAUAAAUGGCAGCAUUUCCAGGGGAGAGCCUCCCAAGUGCCCAGAGCUACCAUUCUGGAGACUAAAGAUUGCACUUUCGUAGUUCUUCGUCCAAAUGCAAUCCCAUUUCUGUGCCUCUUAGCAUGCAGUUAGAUUUGGACAAACAAGAUUCCUAAGGAAUGACUUUAUUAACUAUAAUAUGGUUACAGCUAUUACAUAUGUGUGUGUGUAUAUAUAUAUAUAUUCUGGUAUAGUCCUAAUAUAGAGAUGUUGCGUGUGAUGCUGACAGUCUUAACUCAUUUGGAGGCAGCCGGGCAUGGAGCUGAGGUGUGGCUUGAACCUUCCCUGUAUCGAUUCUUGAAAACUAUAAAGAUGCCACUUCCUCUCCCUCUACGCCUUGUAGUGGUAUCUGAAAUAUACUCCAAAAAGUAUUUUCCAGUCACAUUGUUAACCGAUAUUCUAUAUCAAUAAUUUCCAAGUGGACAAAUCUGAACUCAGAAACCACCCCCAGUCCAGAUACAGGGCAGUCUGUUACCACACCCGUAGCCUCAGCCUCGGUCCUUCUUCCCCAGUGGGACAGGACCCAGGCACUGCUUUUAAAUCUCAGAGGUAGCAGUACAUGUUUCAGUGUUGCUGUUAGCAAGUGUGUGUUUGCCAGUAGAUAGCGUUUGUACUCAUGUGCCAACAAGUAAAUGUUAAUUGCACAUCUGCUUCCACUGUGUCCCACGGGUGCCACGAAGUGUGUGAGGAGCCUCUCGUCUGGAGGGACGGGCGCUGCAUUGACUACUGCUAUCAGGAUUGUGUUGUGUGGAAUAAUCAUCUACAUAAAUUUUAUAUGCACAGUGAUUUCCCUUUUAUAUGUCAGGUAAAUAUUUGUAAAAGUUAUACUCACACAAAUGAAAUUAUUAUAAUGAUUACUAAUAUAUUUUUUUCCAUGUUUCAUUGCCUGAAUAAAA
Pteronotus mesoamericanus is the source of this 7334-nucleotide messenger RNA. RefSeq names its product transforming acidic coiled-coil containing protein 1 (gene TACC1). The record is from RefSeq and is a predicted model, not a curated record. Gene Ontology annotation, cellular component: cytoplasm. The coding region runs from base 368 to 2716 and encodes 782 amino acids. The transcript has 14 exons. Gene Ontology annotation, biological process: mitotic spindle organization; cell population proliferation; cerebral cortex development. Lineage: Eukaryota; Metazoa; Chordata; Mammalia; Chiroptera; Mormoopidae.